AUGUGGGAUGGUUUUGAGAGGAACGGUGCUGACUUCGGAAUCGAUGACUUGGCGCAAGACACGGACACUGCAGCCACAGCCACGCGCGAGAGGCUUGAACGCGAGGCCGAGACAUUCGGCCUAUGGAAUCCACGGCUUGCAGCUGCAGAGACCGGGUUUGGAGAGACGGAAAACGAUGAGAUGCUUAGAGAGUUGUUGGGCGACGAUCCAGAAGGCGAUGAUAUAUUGGCUGAGUUGUUGAAAAACGCCGCACUGUUGCAUGACGAACCUGAGAUAAAUGGCCAUCCUUUGGAUCAGCCCGAAAACGCGGAGAACUCAUCAACUCGUUGUUGGCUUCCAUAUGAAUCAAAAGUGAUAUUUCUCUUGGACUUGAUUGAUAAUCUUCCCCGCCUACGGAUAUCAAGCUCAUUGAUGCGUGUCCUAUUGUGGGUUCUGAAGGAGAUGGGAGUGCGCGAUGUACCAUCCUUGGAUCGGCUGCGAAAGGUGCAGAAAUGGCUUCGAGGCUCGAGCGGUGUCGCGUCGCUUGAUUGUGUCUCAGUUCGUGGCAAUCGGUUCACAAUCAACGACCCUGUCGAAUUGGUCGCAAAGGACUAUGCAAAUCCACUCACCGUUCCGCACCUUGAGCGCUACAUUGUCGACCCAUGCGGGAAGAUCAGUGAAGUCUAUCAUGCCCAGAAAUGGCAUCACGACGUACCAUCACACAUCCUGAGUCCUAUGUACAAUGACCGGCAGCGAAAUCAACACUUCUAUGUCAACGAGUUGGCUUGCGAUCUCCGAGCUGACGCGUAUCGCGUGAGCAUAUCCUUUGAUGGGAUUGCAUCUGUGCAUGAUCAAGAUUCAACAGAGUCCAUCAAAGCAUGCGACCUGGCGGAGAAUUACCUUUCGCUCGAGGAGAGUCAAAAAUUACCCUCGCGCUGGAGCAACUCUGUUGAUGCCGAAUACCCAGCAAAGAUGCCAAACCCUCUUCGUGAUAUUGCCAAGGGACGCCCGCUCUACACCAGCUUCAUCGACUAUUUCAGCGACGAUGUCUCAGGAAAUCGCUCAAAAUCCUGGAACAAGCACUGGAAUGCGUACAUGACUCAUCGGAACCUUCCGCGCCGUCUACUUCAACAAGAGUUCCAUACUCAUUUUGUGUCGACCUCGCAGCAUGCAAGCAUCGCGGAACAGUUCUUCGAAGCUAAGAAGCGAGCGCAAGCCGUUCCAGCUCUUGCGAGGGCUCAUGGGCCUCAGGCCUCCAUGCGAGGAGGAGUCUUCUAG
Messenger RNA from Fomitopsis serialis, 1257 nucleotides. RefSeq lists its product as uncharacterized. The coding region runs from base 1 to 1257 and encodes 418 amino acids. The transcript is spliced from 7 exons. The record is from RefSeq and is a predicted model, not a curated record. Lineage: Eukaryota; Fungi; Basidiomycota; Agaricomycetes; Polyporales; Fomitopsidaceae.